Mytilus californianus (California mussel) is the source of this 1709-nucleotide messenger RNA. Its product is annotated as Na(+)/dicarboxylate cotransporter 3-like. Bases 1 to 1647 code for a protein of 548 amino acids. The transcript has 14 exons. Gene Ontology annotation, molecular function: transmembrane transporter activity. Gene Ontology annotation, cellular component: membrane. NCBI's taxonomy places the organism in Eukaryota, Metazoa, Mollusca, Bivalvia, Mytilida, Mytilidae. Gene Ontology annotation, biological process: monoatomic anion transmembrane transport. The record is from RefSeq and is a predicted model, not a curated record.
AUGAAGGAAUCAAAAUGUGGAUAUGGAGUUCUUUUAAUGGGUGUACUAUGGAUGACAGAAGCUCUUCCUAUAUCUGCUACAGCAAUGCUACCAAUCAUUCUGUUUCCAAUGAUGGGAGUUAGCAGAGUUAGAGAUCUAGCUUCAAAAUAUUUUUCGGGUACAAUGUUUGUUUUCUUGGGAGGUAUGUCAGUAGCAGUAUGUAUAGAGAAAUGGAAUAUACAUAGACGAUUUGCUCUGAAGUUACUCUUGUUGCUAGGUACAUCUACUAAAUGGCUGACAUUUGGAUUCAUGGUUUCUACGGCGUUUAUGUCUAUGUGGGUCAGCAACACAGCAACAACAUCCAUGAUGAUUCCGAUUGGUCAGGCUGUCUUGGUUGAACUGGUUCGAGUACGUAAAAGGAAAUCGAUCGACCAAGAGGAGAAAGAUAUAGGUGAACAAAUGGACGAAAAGAUUGAUAAUUUAGAAGAAAAUGAUAGUAAACUGAAGUUGAUAAAGAACAAUGAGGAUAGUGACACAUUUGAAUUUGAAAAGUUAGACGCUGAGUCAAAGAACCUUUGUAAACUGGUAUGCCUCUGUAUUUGUUACUCGGCUAAUUGUGGUGGCAUUGCGACAUUAACUGGAACAGGACCUAAUCUAGUGCUCAAGGGACAACUCGAUCAAUUGGCUGGUGGUAGUUCCGGUAUAUCAUUUGCUACAUGGUUCAUUUUCGGGUUUCCUAUAACGACAGUCAGUGUUUUAAUAAAUUGGUUAGUUCUACAGAUUAUGUUCUUUGGAUGGAGGGGUCCAUUCACAAAAACCAAAACAUGUGAAAAUCCAGAAAGAAUCAAAAUGAUACUGCAAAAGCAGUAUGAAAGUCUUGGAGAAAUAAAUUUUGCACAGAAAGCGGUUUGUGUCCAUUUUGUAAUGCUUGUGUUGUUGUGGUUUUCAUUAGAACCAGAGUUUGUUCCUGGCUGGGGACAUUUCUUUAAAAAGGGGUAUGUGUCAGAUGCAGUACCAGGAAUGAUAAUAGCUACUAGCUUGUUUAUUUUUCCUUCUAGAAGGCGAUCCAAAACUGAAACAGGUGAGGACGAUACAAAAGAAAUACCUCCACUUCUAGAAUGGCAAACAUUUGUGCAAAAAAUACCGUGGGGAGUUAUGCUUCUACUUGGUGGUGGAUUUGCUCUUGCUUUCGCAUGUCAAGAAUCUGGAUUAUCACUAUGGUUAGGUGCACAGCUGUCUGUGUUUCGAGACGUACCCGUUUGGAUUAUGAUAUUUAUAAUAUGUCUUAUUGUUUCCUUGACAACCGAGGUUAUCAGUAAUACAGCCACAUGCACUAUCGUCCUUCCUGUAUUGGCAAACAUGGCUGCUGGCGUGCAUCUCCAUCCUACAUAUUUAAUGUUGCCUGCAUCUGUCGCCUGCUCAUUUGCUUUUAUGCUGCCUGUAUCUACACCACCAAAUACCAUAGCAUUUUCAUACGGAUAUCUUAAAGUUACUGAUAUGAUGAAGGUCGGAGUAUUUUUAAACUUCAUUUGUGUAAUAAUUGUAACAGUGGCAAUCAAUACAUAUGGAGCAGCAUUCUUUAAUCUACAUGAGUAUCCAGACUGGAAGCUUCUCUCAUAUCAAACAACCAAUCUUAAUACAACCAACACUAAUUCUACAUUGUUAUAAUGAUUUCUUGUAAGACGAGUGCCUUAAAUUCGAGACAUAAUUGAAUAUAAGACAAAACUAUA